AUGGCAGACGCAACCCCCUACCCCCGCCCCGAUCACCACCGUCCCAACCUCCGGUGGCAGUCCCUCAACGGACCAUGGUCGUUCCUCUUUGACGAUGACGACGUCGGCCUCACCCAGACAUGGCACAAGACCGGUCUGCCUGCGUCCGUCGCGCUGAGCGCCCCGGCCGCCGCGGCCCAGACCAAAUCGGCGACGGCGGCCGAGGGCGACUCCAUCACCCAGCGCAUCGCCGCCGGCACCCAGGACCUGCUGGCCAACAACGUCUUUGCCCGCGCCGACGCCCAGACGCACGAGAAGCGCACCAUCACCGUGCCCUUUGCCUUCCAGACGCCGGCGUCGGGCAUCAACGACAGGGGCGUCCACGAGGUGCUGUGGUACGAGCGCGCCGUCGCCGACCCGCGCACGGCCGAAGACCGGGCCGCGGGCCAGAGGGUCCUGCUGCGGUUCGGCGCCGUGGACUACGAGGCCACCGUGUGGAUUGACGGCCACUUUGUCGGCGGCCACCGCGGCGGACAUGUGCCCUUUGCGCUGGAUGUCUCGGACGCGCUGCGGGAGGGCGGCCCUCGCCGGCUUACGGUUCGCGUGUUUGACUCGGCAUACGACCUGACGCAGCCGCGUGGCAAGCAGUAUUGGGGCCCCAAGCCGGAGAGCAUCUUCUACACGCCGUCCGGGGGCAUCUGGCAGUCUGUCUGGGUUGAGGUUGUGCCGCCGGCGCGCAUUGCUGAUAGCAGUGCUGGGACUGUGAUUCGGUCGAAUGACAUUGAGACGGGGACGCUGCGGAGCAAUGUGACGGUCCUCGGUCGUCGUGUCGGGCAGGCGCUCGAGGUCGAGAUGGAGGCCAGUCUUGCCGGUGUGCCUGUUGCGACGUCAGAGCGCAGGGCCCUUUCGAAGGAGUCGAAUGCCGUCGCUGUCGAGCUGGACCUUCGUCUGUCAGAGGCGAAACGCAAGCAACUGCCGCCCGCUUUCCUUGUUGGGGCGCCCUUCGAGGAUGGUGCUGCCUGGCGCGAGGGCCUCGCUCUCUGGUCGCCGGAGCACCCUUCCCUCUACGACCUCACUCUCCGCCUGUACGACUCUGCCGGUGCGGUUCUCGACGAAGUCGCCACCACGACGGGCAUGCGGUCCAUCGCGUGGGCACAGAACGACGGCCACUGGCGGCUCAACGGACGGCCGUACUUCCAGGCGCUGUGUCUCGACCAGGGCUACUGGCCCGAGACGCUCAUGACGCCGCCUUCACAGGAGAGCCUCAAGGAGGACAUCUUGCUGGCGAAGCGCAUGGGGCUCAACGGGUGUCGCAAGCACCAAAAGGUCGAGGACCCCGUCUUCUACUACUGGGCCGAUCGCCUGGGCUACCUGGUCUGGGGCGAGAUGGCCAAUGCCUACCAGUUCAGCGCUGCGUACAUGGAACGGUUCGACGAAGAGUGGGCCGCGAGCGUGCGGCUGGCGGUCAACCACCCUUCCGUCGUGACGUGGACGCCCGUCAACGAGAGCUGGGGAUACCCGUCGCUCAAGGACAGCACGGAGCAGCGGGACCACAUCCGCUCGCUGUACUACCUCACCAAGACGCUGGACCCGACGAGAAGCAUCAACGAUAACUGCGGCUGGGAGCACGUCAUGACGGAUCUCACGACCUUUCACGACUACGCCGACGGGCCGCAGCUCGCCGCGAAUUGCGCGACCAUGGACAAGAUCCUCGACACCAAGGCCGGGCGCGCCAUGUUUGUGCCGGCCGUCGCCGGUGACGCCGGCUCCCAACACAAGCAGGGUGCGCCCGUCAUGUGCACCGAGUUUGGCGGCGUCAACAUUGCGGCGGCCAAGGGCAAGGAGGGCGACGACAGGGACUGGGGGUACACGACGGCGGCCGAUCCGGAGGACUUGCUCAAGAGAAUUGAGAGGCUCGUGCGGGGCGUGGUCGAAGGGGGCCACUGCUGCGCGUUUGUGUACACGCAGCUCGCUGACAUUGAGCAGGAGACGAAUGGGCUCUACACGUUUGACCGCAAGGAAAAGCUCGACGCCGCGAAGGUCAAGGCGCUCAUUGAAGAGGCGCUGAAGGCGUUCUAUGCGAGGGUCGAGGGGCAGUAA
This is a messenger RNA of Verticillium nonalfalfae, 2079 nucleotides long. RefSeq lists its product as uncharacterized. Lineage: Eukaryota; Fungi; Ascomycota; Sordariomycetes; Glomerellales; Plectosphaerellaceae. The transcript has a single exon. The coding region runs from base 1 to 2079 and encodes 692 amino acids. Gene Ontology annotation, biological process: carbohydrate metabolic process. The record is from RefSeq and is a predicted model, not a curated record. Gene Ontology annotation, molecular function: hydrolase activity, hydrolyzing O-glycosyl compounds.